UAAGGAAAAACUCCAUGGCCAGUCAGGGUAUAGAAAAGGUCGGGGCGAAGACCAUCACAGAAACGAAAGGCCUUCUUAUGAUUGGUAUCGAUAAGAAUCGGGGCAAACGCGCACAUACGAGUGAAUUCGCGCUCGUAGACAUCCACAGGACGGGGUCCUUGUUUAAGCUCCCAGAAGUCCUUCAUUAUCUGGGCACGGUAAGCAUACGGGUAAUACUUGUCCUUGACUAUAGCAACCAUCUAGUCCCAAGUCAAGGCAUCCCUCUCAGCACGAGAACGAAGCCUCCAAUUGUCGGUCCACCAAUAGAAUGUUCAUUUUCAAUUCAAUUUAGGUUUAAGUUCAUGAUUUGUUCACUUAUUGUCCUCGGCCGUGCGUGUGGCCAUAUCGAGUAUGUUCAUGUUUUAUUCAAAAGAUCUCGAGCAAGUAUCAUGUAUUUAGUCAUUUUAUGCAAUAUCAUGUUUAUUCAGCUUGUUUUGUUCGAAGGAUUUUCAUGUUUUUUUGGUAAUUCAGCCAAAGAGCGUGGUCGCGCACGUAGCGCGCACCACGGGCCGUGCGUGAUUUGCAAUCAUGUUAAGAAAGAUCACAGCGCUUCAUUGACGGGCUUUACCCAGCAGUCCGUCACAACAUUGUUGGUCACGGGACCCAGACGUACGCUCGUGCCAUUUCCAUUGCCCAGGAGGUGGACGCCAGCAUCAGGAGGGAGGCCAUCCGUGAUCGUCCUCAGCCAUCCGCCCCCGCCUAGUCAUCCACAGCUCCACCAGCACUACCAGUUGCCCAGCCGACGAAGGAGAAGAAGAGGAAGGGGAAGGGCGCACAGACCGACAGGAGGAUUUACCAGAAACAGCAGCAGGUUCUCCAGUGUCCCACAUGUGGACGUUUUCACCGAGGCGA
This is a messenger RNA of Striga hermonthica, 891 nucleotides long. Lineage: Eukaryota; Viridiplantae; Streptophyta; Magnoliopsida; Lamiales; Orobanchaceae. The record is from the annotation of a GenBank genome assembly.